CAACAACAUUCGCUUUGUGCCGUACUGGAAGACUCACGUUUCUUGUUUGUUUUUACUGAUUUUUGUAAACGCCGUGUCUUUUUCAAGUCGAUAAUUGAAAAUUUAAUAGUUUUGGUUUUUUCAAAUACCUGUUGCGCGCGCAUAUUUCGACGACUUUGUACGUUUCUUUGCUCUGUUGAAAACAUUUUAAAGUCGGUGAAUUUAAUGACAAUGGAAGACUUAGUGCAAUUCAAGGUGUUCACCUACUGGUCCCAAGACAGCCCCCCAGAGGUGCGCCGUUUCGGGAUUGAGAAGAGUGUGGUCACCAGUUUCCACUAUUUGAAUGCCAAGCUGCAAGAUGUCUUCCCCGGACUUAAGGGCAAGGCAUACACUGUUAUGUGGAAAGAUGAGGAUGGCGAUGAAGUUUCCAUUUCAUCAGAUGAUGAAAUGAUGAUAGCACUGUCUUCUCUCCAAGGCCACAUUUACAAGCUGUCUGUGAAACCUAAAAUCCAAGAUGCAGGAGACAAGGAUGUUGACAUCACAAUUGCAUUUCCGGAGGUCUCUUGCGGCCUUACAGGCCCCUCCGUGCACCACAUCGGCGUGGUUUGCGACAACUGCGAGUCCCCAGUAUCCGGUUACCGCUACAAAUGCACCGUGUGCGCCGACUUCGAUUUAUGCUCGCGCUGCGAGGCCGCCGGCAACCAUCCGGAGCAUUGCAUGGUGCGCGUGCCCGCUCCGAGCAUGCCGCGCGCCAUGAUCCGAGCGGCGAUCAAGCGCUCCCGCCACUUCCUGAAAUCCGUCGCUACCAGCGCCGAAGAAGAGUGUCACAAACGCCACCGCCGCGACCGCAGCGCCGAGAAGAAGCGCGACCACCCCCGCGACCACCACCGCGACCGCCGCUCGCGCCCCAGCUGGCUCGACACCUUCGCUACCUACAUGAACGAGUUCGCCAACUUGGCCGGCGAUAUUGACCUUGAUACCAUGAACAAGGAUCAGAAGCAGGAACAGCAGACCCCGCCUAAUACGGCCGAGCCGCAACCGAGCACUUCUCAGACACAGUGCCCUUUUAAGCCGGCGAUGAGUUGCCCAUUCAAACCGACCACUGAAGCCAAGUCAGACAAUACCACACCAAAGCCAACAGAGUGCCCUUUCAAACCGUCCACCACCACAACACCAAACCCUGAGGUUCCCCCAUUGAACGUCCCGUCCGGCCUGGACCUCAACUUUCUCCAAACGCUUCUUCAAACCCACUUGGCUAAUCUGACUUCUCGUGACCAGAACAUGCGAGAGGAGGGUCAAGGUGAUAAGAAAACCACUGAUGACGCAGAAAGCGUCAAGUCUGAUAAAGCCAGCACUUCUGACAGGGUCAGUGUCAAGUCCAAUGAGUCUGUGAUUUCCAAUGACGUGAAAAGGGAGCCGUCUUUGGACAAAGCUGAUGACUGGAUGAUGGUCAAUCAGGACAAGGAUCUGAUGGACCUGGCUUAUGUGAAUGUGAAGCCCACUGCUCCAGAACAGGGGCAGAUUGGGUUCAACCUUCCCGAAGAAUUCCAGCAACGUGUCAACAUCUCCGGUGGUAAUUUGUACCCGCCUCUCAAUAUGGCUACUGCAGUAUUGAACACUAAAGAAGCUGAGCUGCCCAAGAGCCAGGCUGCCGCGACGCCCGCGCAGCGCGCCCCCGGCCCUGCGGCCGCCGCCGCCGGCCCCACCCCCGCCGGUCCCGCCCCCGCCGGCCCCGCACCCGCCCUCACCCCCGCCGCCGCCGCCGCGCCCACGCAGGCCCCCAAACCGCAGCCGCAGCGUCAUCCUUCGCCGCACAUCGAGGCCGCCAUCCAACAGAUGCUGUCCAUGGGCUUCACCAACGACGGAGGCUGGCUCACUCAGCUGCUCGAGAGCAAGGAUGGCAACAUCGCCGCCGUGCUCGACCUGCUUACCCCUGUCAAUCCUAAGCAGAAGUAAAGGGGCCAACUGGGCACCUCCUGUUUAUUAGAAAUAUAUAGAUCAUGUCAUUCAUGAAGACGCGAGCCUUAACUCGUAAUGUCAUGUUAUUAAAGGUUAGAUUUGAUAAAUCUGCGCGUCAUCGUGGAUGACACGAACUAUAAAUUGUCACAGUCAAUGGAACAUAUCGUAAGAGUGACUAGCACAAACACGCCACCAUCAUAGUGACCCCUCUGAAAAGAGUACAUUGUUACCUCCAUAACAUCAAAAUGAUUGUUUGAAUAAUCCAUUCGAUAAGUAACCGGGAAGUGCCUGAAGGAAGUUAGUGGCGCGACAAUAACGCCAUAAGAAUAAUCCCGUAUUAUUUUAAAUAAAAUACACAUUAUCCAUAACUUUCUCUGUAUCGUCAUAAUAACGAGAUGUUACACUUUAAGUGGAUAUAUUCUAAGAGCAUUAUUAAAUUGGAAAUACCCAUAAAUCUUGAUGUCUGGAAUUACAGUUUAAAACUGUUUUUAAUUAUAGAUUAUACUUGACGUGUAUUUAUGAAAUUAUACAAUUGAAUGUUGUGCAAUUACAAUUCCAUAAUGAAUGUUAUAAAAUAUAAUAUAGUAGACAUUAUAUGUAAGGUAAGUACAUAUACUUGCCUAAGUUAAUUCAACGAUUACGCUGUAUUUAUUAGGUUUAUUAAUAUUUUAAUUACUUUUGAUUCGUAAGGGUAUAAGUUAGGUACUCUUUAUAUUUCUUUACUGUUAUAUUGAAUUUAUUGUUUUGAUAUUCCCUCAAUUCAAUCGUCUUCUCUUUGAUGUUCAUAAUUCUGGAAAUAUCAAAAAAUUCUAAAAUAUUAUGUAAUCUAUUGGUGUGUUAAAUGGUAUAACAACUACGCAGUAUACACUACUCUUACUUGCUGUAAAUGAACUGGAUUUGAAUGUGAGGGAAGAAAAUAUUGGCAUGGCCUACAAUUCUUGACAUGAAAGUAUGUGAUAUCUAAAGUGUGAUGUUACUGUUAAGGGUUAAUGUUAAUUGAUUACGAAAAUGUAUACUUAAAUUAUAAUUAAAUAAAGGCAUAUGGGAAAAAAUAA
This is a messenger RNA of Cydia pomonella (codling moth), 2993 nucleotides long. Its product is annotated as protein ref(2)P-like. Lineage: Eukaryota; Metazoa; Arthropoda; Insecta; Lepidoptera; Tortricidae. Gene Ontology annotation, molecular function: zinc ion binding; K63-linked polyubiquitin modification-dependent protein binding; protein kinase C binding. The transcript has 9 exons. The record is from RefSeq and is a predicted model, not a curated record. Gene Ontology annotation, biological process: endosome organization; aggrephagy; mitophagy. Gene Ontology annotation, cellular component: amphisome; aggresome. Bases 205 to 1935 code for a protein of 576 amino acids.